Molecule: messenger RNA, 3752 nt
Organism: Globicephala melas (long-finned pilot whale)
Lineage: Eukaryota; Metazoa; Chordata; Mammalia; Artiodactyla; Delphinidae
Gene: EXTL1
Product: exostosin like glycosyltransferase 1
Cellular component (GO): membrane
Molecular function (GO): glycosyltransferase activity
Source: RefSeq, a predicted model, not a curated record
AUCUAGACUGGCCAGAUGCUGCCCUGAGAGGGGACGCAAGACACCAGCGGGGCUUGGGGACCAUGGGGCAGGGGCUUGGCACGGGGUCCCUGGCCUCUGCACCCUGAUAGCUCCAAGCCAGAGGGUGCAGGACCAGCUACUAGCGUUGGAGGGAGGAGGGGCCGAGCCGCCUGAGCCAGGACAGUGGGAGGGUGGGAGAGGACCAGGACCCAGAGCCCUCCCAGUCCCCCAGGUAGGGGCCACUGGCUGCACUCAGGCCUUGACCUCAGCUGACUCUGAGAGCCCACAUGGGAUGCAGGGUCUAAUUUAAGCACCAGCUGCAGGGCCUACAGCCCAGGAGUGCCUGCCAGUGGGCACAGGUGUGGCCAGGCUGCUCUGGGGCUGCUCAGGCAGGGGGAGGAUAGGGGAGACCAGCCCUGCUUCCACCCAGCCCUGCACCCCAGCCAAGCCGCCUCCUGUGGGAACCCUCAUGGGUCCCCCAUGGCCUGGCAGACGGCCCUCCUCUCCGUUGAGGCCAAGGUCAGGGGGUGCAGCCAGGAGGGCAGAAGGACACUGCCUUGCAGUCUGGACAGGGGUUGCAUCAGCCUGAGCAGCGCCAGGGGAAGGGGGCCCUGCUGGGAGGGCAAAGGCUGGCUUGGUUGUCCAAAGGCCGAGGAAGCAGAGUCCUGACCGCAGGAAGGCAGGGCCAGAGAGCUGGGUCCUACCUGGCCUCCCGGUGCCUGGCCUGUGACUUGCUGUUUGAUCUUACACAGGCAGCCUGCCCUCGAUGGGCCUCAGUCUUCCCAUCUGUAUGAUGAGGGUGCUGACCUAGAAGGUGGAUCCCAGUCCCAGAGGCCUACACUCAGGCCCCCGCUCCUCCUGCUUCCUGCAGCCCUGGCUGUGGGUGGCCACAUGCAGUCGUGGAGACGGAAGUCCCUCUGGCUGGCACUGUUGGCCUCCUGGCUCCUCGUCCUGCUGGGACUCUUCCCCCUUCUCCGCCUGGCAGUGCCCACCAGCCCCCGGGCAGGAGCCCCCCGAGGCUGGCCCCGCUGGCUGGACGCAGAGCUCCUGCAGAGUUUCGCCAAGCCUGGGGAGCUCCUGGAAGAUGGCCCUCGACCUCCUCAAGCCCUCCGUGGCGGCAGCUGCAACUGGGGAGCUUGCUUUGACACCUCGAAAUGCAGAGGCGGUGGCCUCAAGGUAUUCGUGUACCCAGCGGCUGGACCCGUCUCUGAGACUCGCCGCAGGAUCCUGGCUUCCGUCGAGGGCUCCCGCUACCACACGCUCAGCGCUGCUGAGGCCUGCCUCCUCCUCCUCCUCAGCCCGGACACCUCCACUGGAGAGUGCGACCCGGUGCCCCCGCAGUGGGAUGGGGGCAGGAACCACCUGGUCCUCAGUCUCCACCCAGCCCCUUGCCCCCGGACCUUCCAGCUGGGACAGGCGAUGGUGGCCGAGGCCAGUCCCACAGUGGACACCUUUCGGCCCGGCUUUGACGUGGCCCUCCCGCUUCUCCCUGAAGCCCACCCGUUGCGAGGUGGAGCACCUGGCCAGCUGCGGCAACACAGCCCCCGGCCCGGGGUGGCCCUGCUAGCCCUGGCAGAGGACGGGGGCAGGUGGCACGUGGCAGGCACCGACUUCUCUGCCUGCCCCUGGGAUGGGCGCUGUGAACAGGACCGUGGACCCAAGCAGACCCACCCUGGGGCAACGCUACCUAACGCCACCUUCUGCCUCAUCCCUGGCCGCAGUCCUGAUGUCUUACACUUCCUUCAAGCCCUGCAGGCUGGCUGCAUCCCUGUGCUUCUCAGCCCUCGCUGGGAGCUGCCCUUCUCUGAGGUCAUCGAUUGGACCAAGGCGGCCAUUGUAGCUGACGAGAGGCUCCCACUUCAGGUCCUGACUGCCCUCCAGGAGAUGCCCCUCACACGGGUCCUUGCCCUGCGUCAGCAGACCCAGUUUCUAUGGGAUGCCUACUUCUCCUCGGUGGAGAAGGUCGUCCAUACCACUCUGGAGAUUAUUCAGGACCGGAUCUUUGGACCCUCUGCUCACCCCUCGCUACUAUGGAACAGGCCCCCAGGGGCAAUCCUGGCCCUGCCCACUUUCUCCCCAAGCCCCUCGGACUUCCCCUUCUACCACCUACAACAGGGCUCUCGUCCUCUGGGCAGGUUCAGCGCCCUGAUUUGGGGGGGGGCUCCAGGCCAGCCCCCCCUGAAGCUCAUCCAGGCUGUGGCAGGCUCCCAGCACUGUGCCCAGAUCUUGGUUCUCUGGAGCAGUGAGAAGCCACCCCCAACCAGGUGGCCCAAGACAGCAGUGCCCUUGACAGUCAUUGAUGGGCACAGGAAGGUCAGUGACCGCUUCUUCCCAUACAGUGCCAUCAGCACCGAUGCCAUCCUCAGCCUGGAUGCCCAUAGCAGUCUUUCCACAAGUGAGGUGGACUUCGCUUUUGUGGUGUGGCAGAGCUUCCCAGAGAGGAUGGUCGGCUUUCUGACGUGGAGCCACUUCUGGGAUGAAGCCCGUGGUGGCUGGGGCUACACUGCCAAGAGGACCAACGAAUUCUCCAUGGUUCUCACCUCGGCUGCCUUCUACCAUAGGUAUUACCACACCCUCUUCACCCACUCCCUGCCCAAGGCUCUGAGGACCCUGGCAGAUGAGGCACCCACCUGUGUGGAUGUCCUGAUGAACUUCCUAGUAGCAUCCGUCACCAAGUUGCCCCCUAUCAAGGUGCCCUAUGGGAUGUGGCAUCAGGAGGCCAGACCGCCUCCACUGGAGCCUGGGGGUCCGGGGCUCAGGCAGGAGCCGCAGCCCGCAGCCCAGAACUGCAUCAACCAGAUGGCGGCAGGGUUCGGCCACAUGCCCCUGGUAUCUUCUCGCCUCCGUCUGGACCCCGUGCUCUUCAAGGACCCGGUGUCCGUGCUGCAUCCUCGCCUCCUCCACGAAGCUGCCUGACCCCCACCCCCGCCCUGGAUCCUCUGCGCUUUCACAGCCGGGUGUGUCCCUUAGUCCCGACGCUAUUCAUGCUGCCUCGCAAGGUACAUCGUCAGGCCCCAGGACUGACCCGGGAGUCCCGGGAGGGCAGGGCCGUGUCCUCGUCUCUCUGGCCUGGCAGGUGCGCCACAAAUAUUUGACGAACAGGUAGACGGAAGUGACAUCAACUACAUGCCUGGCUCUGUGGCGACAGUGGCGGGGGUGUGGACAGGGUGUGCGGAGUGAGACACAAAACUGCACCUCCCACCCCCCACCCCCGGGUUUUUAGUCCGGCCGGAAAGCAGCUUCUCGCAGAAUCCUGGGCGCAGCCCUCGCGCCCCAAUAAUAGAGCAGAGAAGUGCCAGGGAGCCAGUUUCGGGGCUCCCUUCCCUACCUGGCGGAGCACAGUUGGGGGAGGUAUGGGAACGCCGGUGGCCCUGCCGGGCCCGGGCCCGGGCCCCUCGGCUCAGGCACUGCCGUCGUUCUGCAUUACCAGCCUGGACCACUAGUGGUCAGCACCGCGCCGCCCUCCCUCCCCCCGGAAAGGGAAGGAAGCUCGAAACGCCCAUUGGGUGGGAUUAGGGGGAGUGGGGACGUCGGGAUUGGUGGUGCGCAGCUUGAAGUCGGAAAACUGGUUGGCCCACACACUUAGGACUAAGAAGGGGCCAUUUCUAGGUGGGCUGUGUGGGAGCAAGGGAGGUCCUGAGCGACCAGGUGGUGAGAGUGGAGAGGGGGAGGGGACGCUGGGUUCUCCUGGGUUCACCCACCUGGAACUGGAAUGAUCACUUCCGAAAUAAAGCGCGUGUCUUUGCCCCUUU